Molecule: messenger RNA, 2328 nt
Organism: Aspergillus affinis
Lineage: Eukaryota; Fungi; Ascomycota; Eurotiomycetes; Eurotiales; Aspergillaceae
Product: putative microtubule associated protein (Ase1)
Exons: 4
Coding region: 1-2328 (775 amino acids)
Biological process (GO): microtubule cytoskeleton organization; mitotic spindle midzone assembly
Cellular component (GO): mitotic spindle midzone; cytoplasm; spindle
Molecular function (GO): microtubule binding
Source: RefSeq, a predicted model, not a curated record
AUGGCGGUCGACACUAGUUAUUUGACCACACAGGUCAACAAUAUUGUGGCCCAGCUGCAUGGGAUAUUCGAUGAAAUUGGAGUCCCGAAUCAUGAGCGCGAGACUCGAGAGGCAGAGCUCUUUAGUGCUUUGUCGGAUACGUUGAAUGGUCAUCUGAAGAUGGUGGAUGAUGAGAAAAACGAAAUGACCGAAGAAGCGCAGCAGUUGAUCACCGCGAUUCGACAAAUGGAGGAGUCCUUAGUGGAUGAAAAAACUAAUGGGCAAUAUAAAUUGGACGGCAAUGAUCUGAAAAUCAGCUACCCCCUCAAUCGCUGUCUCAAUUUCCUCCGGGAGAAGCAUGACGCUAUGAAGAAACUCCACCACGAGCGCUUUGAACAGGUUAAGAAACUUAUCGAGGCAUUCGUAUCCUACUCUUCUCAUCUCGAAUCCAACUAUGUCACCAUCGAACUCCCCCCUACAGCGCCAGGCUCAACGAUCCCGCCUAGUUUUGAUCUCUCUCCAUCUUUUGUCACGGCCCUGGAUAAUGAAUUCUCGCAAGUCUACGAAGAAUAUCACCGACGUCUUGAAUUUGUUCAAGUAACGUGCGAAGAAAUAAUCAAGCUGUGGGCUGAACUCGGAACCCCGCAGGCGCAGACCGAUUCCAAUAUUGUGAAAUACUAUCGCGAGUCUCCGGAGCAGCUAGGUCUUCAUGAAUCCGACCUGGCUAGCAUGAGAGCGAAGCGCGAGAAGCUUCUCGAAGAAAAGCGAGGCCGCGAGCGCAAGCUGAAAGAACUCCGGAUGGCGGUUGAAAGUCUGUGGGAGCGAUUCGGAGUGGAGGAGGGCGACCGAAAAGCCUUCCUGUCUGCAAACCGCGGUUGCGGACUCCGAACAAUCAACGAAUUCGAGGAAGAGCUGGGGCGUCUCAAUGAGCUCAAGCGACAGAAUCUUCAUCUUUUCGUUGAGGACGCAAGGUGCAGGCUGCAGGAGCUCUGGGACAGCCUCUAUUAUUCGGAAGAAGAGAUGCUCGACUUUGCCCCUGCGUUUUCCGAUGUUUGCAGUGACGCGCUGCUUGAGGCGCAUGAAGCAGAGAUCGCACGACUGCAAGCUCUUAAGGAACAGCGCGCCCCCACGUUGCAACUUAUUGAUAGGCACCGCAGUCUUCUGUCGGAGCGUGAUGCUUUGGCCGCGUCCAGUCAGGACGCUUCUCGUCUGAUGGGACGUGGCGUCAAGGGAGAGCGACGUGACCCUGGAAAGCUCCUAAGAGAGGAGAAGAUGAGGAAGAGAAUCACCAAGGAGCUGCCUAAGGUAGAGGCGGAUCUCAGGAAAGAGCUGGAGAUGUGGGAGGAUGAAUUCGGCCGGCCUUUCCUCGUUCACGGCGAGCGAUAUCUUGACGAGUUGACUCCCGUGAUGAAACCACCGCCCCGGUCGAAGACUCCCUCCGCACCACCAAGCAGCGUGCGAGGCGCAGGAGGUAGCCUGAGGUCGCAGCCACCCUCUCGCCCUGGUAGUGUAAUGAGAGGUCCACCGCCCCCUCGCUCCGCAACUAAAACGCCCACUGGAGCGUCGAAGUAUAACACCGUUGGUCCCUCCAGAGCUCCCUCGAGAGCCGGAGCCAAGUCACCAUCAAAGAUCCCUGCGCGCGUGCCUUUGGGCAACAUGCCUCAUGGGAACAAUUCCCCCGAUCGUCGUACUGGAACGCCCGGACCCUACUCGACCAGCACGAUACAUGGCAAGAUGCAGAGUUCUCGCGCUCCCCCUCCAAGAAUGCGCGCAUUGACGGGAGGCGAGUCGCGGGAGGAGAGAGCAAGCUAUCUGUUUGACCCUCCACGAUGUGCCAGCGCGCUCUCGAACUCCUUUGUUCGACCUGUCAGCCCGGAGGAUGUUUACGAUGACCGCAAGGAACGCUCCUUUAUGAGUUCCUCGAUAUUCUCCCAGCGGUCCGCGGGAUUCUCUCAGUCGUCGCAUUCGUCGGCCUCGUCGGUCUCCCUCAAUUCGAUUCCAAAUUUCCCACGCCCGAAUUCUUACCUGCAGCACGCACCCCCUCCCCCAGCGCCCCGGCAGGUUUCCGACUGCUCCACAAUAAACACCGCCCACUCAGGGUCAGAGAAUUGGGAGACGUUCGAUGAUGGAUCUGGCUCCGAAGCGGAUGCCAGUGAUAUCUACUAUGCGAAGCUUCGUGCCGCUCAAGGAAAGCGUGUCGCGCCGGAUGAACAGUCGACUAUCUCCCUGGCGGGGAAGAAGACCAAAGGCAUUCGGAGCGUCAGUCCAGACGUGCCGGAGGCCAGCAUGAACAGUCGUUUCGUGCGAGGCAGUGAUGCCGAAUGGACCGAUGACAUGGAGGCCUAUUAA